AUUCAUGAGCAAAUAGAGUAUAAGGUUUAGAAGUGAGAUAUCAAAUGGAAGCAGCAGCAAUGAAGGUCGUGUCGUUGGCUGUGAGUUUGGUGUUGAUACUCACUUAUGCUCAUGCAGACACAGGCACAGCAACAUUCUAUACGCCCCCUUACGUCCCGUCUGCAUGCUUCGGGUUGGAGGAGCAAGGGACAAUGAUAGCAGCAGCCAGCGAAGGCAUAUACAACAAUGGCGCAUCCUGUGGGAGAAUGUACAGAGUGACAUGCACUGGCCCAACAAACUUGGGCGUUCCACAGCCAUGCACAGGCAACACUGUCACUGUCAAGGUCGUUGACCUCUGCCCAUCUCCUGGCUGCCAAGCCACCAUUGAUCUCUCCCAGGAAGCCUUCUCCUCCAUCGCCAAUCCUGAUGCUGGAAAAAUCAACAUCGAAUUUACCGAGGUCUGAAGAACAGGAGCCUUUAUUUCCAAUAUAUGUAUGCCUGUUUCCAAUAAUCAAUCGAGCAAAACUCCUUCCACUUGUGAAGUCGUCUCUAGCGGGCUGCUAGAUAGAACUGAAGGCAUUCUAUUUCUCAUAUAUAUAGUGCCCAAGUUGAUGCUGUAAAGUCUAUAUGGUAUCGUAAUCUCGGUCUUG
This is a messenger RNA of Cucurbita maxima (winter squash), 629 nucleotides long. RefSeq names its product EG45-like domain containing protein. The record is from RefSeq and is a predicted model, not a curated record. Gene Ontology annotation, biological process: systemic acquired resistance. Lineage: Eukaryota; Viridiplantae; Streptophyta; Magnoliopsida; Cucurbitales; Cucurbitaceae. Bases 45 to 443 code for a protein of 132 amino acids. Gene Ontology annotation, cellular component: cell wall; apoplast. The transcript is spliced from 3 exons.